Molecule: messenger RNA, 2343 nt
Organism: Lytechinus variegatus (green sea urchin)
Lineage: Eukaryota; Metazoa; Echinodermata; Echinoidea; Temnopleuroida; Toxopneustidae
Product: lambda-crystallin homolog
Exons: 7
Coding region: 104-1054 (316 amino acids)
Biological process (GO): fatty acid metabolic process
Molecular function (GO): oxidoreductase activity, acting on the CH-OH group of donors, NAD or NADP as acceptor; NAD+ binding
Source: RefSeq, a predicted model, not a curated record
GGUGGUGGUACGGUGCAUGCAGUGAACGCGUAACGUUAGAAGUCACGUUGAAUUUCCUUCUUUCUGCACUCUGUGUUUAAAUAAAGCUUCAAUAUCAAGCGAAAUGGAAAAUCAGAAAAUUAGCAUAGUGGGAAGUGGAUUGAUAGGGCGGAGCUGGGCGAUGAUCUUUGCCAGUGCUGGAUACAAUGUCACAAUAUUUGAUAUAGAGCCCUCUCAGGUGAGCAAUGCCCUGAAGUUGAUCAAGGAACAGCUAGAGGAGUUGACUGCAUCAGGGAUGUUAAGAGGUACCCUGUCUGCCGAGGCCCAAUAUGCUCUACUUAAAGGAAGUAAUAGCAUGGAGGAAGCUUUAUCAGGAGCAUCAUUUGUACAGGAAUGUGUCUUUGAGAAUCUUGAAGUAAAGCAGAAGGUGUUCAGUGAGAUGGAGCAACAUGUUGGGGACGACACCAUAUUGAGUAGCUCGACAUCUUGUAUCAUGCCGUCCAAAUUCACAGAGAACCUUAAACGUCGCAAUCAGUGUAUCAUCUCCCAUCCUGUUAAUCCACCAUACCAUGCACCCUUGGUAAAAAUCAUUCCUGCCCCCUGGACUGACCAGUCCGUGAUUGAUAGGACUAGGACCAUCAUGGAAGCCGUUGGCCAGGUACCGGUCACUCUGAAGAAAGAGGUCCCAGGAUUCGCUGCCAAUAGGAUCCAGUAUGCUAUUAUUGCUGAGGUCUGGAGGCUUGUUGAGGGAGGUGUGCUUUCAGCUGAUGAUGUGGAUAAAGUAAUGUCUGCUGGUCUAGGUUUAAGAUAUGCAUUCCUUGGUCCAUUAGAAGUCAUGCAACUCAAUGCAGAGGGCAUGCACAGUUAUAUGGACAGAUACACUAAAGGCAUGCACGAUGUUCUCGGUGACUUCGGCCCCACCCCAACUUUCACUGGGAAGGGCCUGGAACAAAUCGCGAAGGAAAUGAAUGCCAAGAUUCCACUGGAUAAACUGGAAGAGCACCGCAAAGGUAGAGAUACCAAACUUGCCGCCCUUGCCAAGCUGAAGAAGGACUUGGAAAGAGAAGGAAAAUAAGCCUUAUCAAAUUAUGAACCUGUUGCUUACCAAAGUCUUUGAUUCCCUUAUAAUUGGUGAGCUUUUAAAGCAUUUAAUCCAAAAUCUUAAAAUGUUGAAGACGGCUUGGAUAAAGCUGUUAAAAAAACACCUAAGAAUCAAAAUUGGAUUAUUAACUGAUGAAAAAUAAGAAGAAUCUUAAUUUUUACAUCUAUGGAAUUUCAAAUUUUAUGAAUUAUUAUAUUCACUGUGAUGAAUAUGGGACAGUGAUUUCAGAUCAUCUUUUCCUGUAGAGAAUCUAGAUUUUUGUGCCAUAAUUCAAUGAUAUUCUACAUGAUUAUGAAAUAAAAAGGACAAAUUAAGAAAGAGUGUUGGGAACACUGUGAAAAUGUUAAAUCUAAAUGGCUGUAGCAGGCUUGAUUAACUUUUAUAUAACUCAAACGGAGAUUCUUGCCAUAUGAUUGGUUGAAAGGUGUUUGAAAUAGGCCAACCUAAUCUUUUUUAUUCCUUUUUUACAUUUUAAAAACUUCGUAACUUAUAUGAGUUAUAUAAAACAAAUAAUGAAUGUAAAUAUUUGUGCAAUGGAAAGAAUAUUUACAUUCGAUGAAAGGUUAAAAGUUCCAUUCAACUCGGCUAACGCCUCGUUGAAUGGAACUUUACAUCUUUCAUCUCAUGAAAAUAUUCUGCCCAUUGCACGCAUACACAUUCAUUAUUUGUAUACCAUAUUGUUGGCUCCUGGUGGGCAUGUCAUGAAACAGCUAGUGAUCUUGAGUGUUUUAAUCUACUGAAAUCCUUGCAUAUGAUUGGCUAAGAGCAAUUUUUAAAAAUUCCAAUCAAACCUUUCCUCUGAAUUUUCUGCUGUCAAAGUUGAUUAUCAACUUAACUUAUGAUUCCACUCAGGUUCUUGAUUAUGUUGUGCGAUUUUUUUUGGGGGACAUUGGUGAUUGGUAUUAUGUAGGUUUGCAAUAUAUGACACAGUAUGAAAAUAUUUGUACAUUGAAACCUUAAUAAAUAGAUGAUUAUAUGUAGGUACGCAUUUUUUCCAUAUUGAAAAAAUAGUGGUUUCGAUCUUUUUUUAACAAAAGAUCCUACCUAAACUGCUGCUGUAUGUGCAAGUGAAAAAGCAUACCUCCCUAAUUUAAUCCAACUCAUGGGGGUUGGAAGAGAUAAGAUGCAGACCAUAUCACUUCUCAUAUCUUACCCAUGUCCCUUUCAAUACACCUGCGCGAUAUUAAUCAUUACCCGUAACUCAAGAACAUGGUCUGUUACAAUGUUAGACAAGUGGUUCCAUGACAUUUGCUUUGGCAACC